Oikopleura dioica is the source of this 609-nucleotide messenger RNA. The record is from the annotation of a GenBank genome assembly. Lineage: Eukaryota; Metazoa; Chordata; Appendicularia; Copelata; Oikopleuridae.
AUGCCACCAAAGAAAAGAAAAUUGUCUGUUGUAAGCAAAGAGACAAGAGAACAACUUAUAGAGUUCUUUGAUGAAAAUCCGUACCCAAGCACACAAGAAAAGCAAAAACUCGCUUCUGAUCUUGAUAUUCCGAUCUCUUCUGUCAGCCAAUGGUUCAAUAAACGAAGAUUUGAUAAAAAGAAAAAGAAUGAAACUCUAGGAACGAGCUUCACUGGAACCCCUCGUCGCGAGUCUGCCAGAACCUCUGCUCGAAAGGAAACCACUCCAGGGGACCAAAUUUUGGAGAACGCAGCAAGUUCGCCGGAAAGCGACCUGAAGGCAGAAAAGCGAUCUCGCUACAUGCGACUAUUUAACGACCAUAGAAUGGCGAGCCGCGAGCAUGCGCAGGACAUCAUGGAUCUCCAAGAAGAAAUCAUGAGGCUUCAGCAAAAACUUGCAGAAAAGAUGCGUCUCCACAAAUCCGAGACGGAGAUGAUCGACAGAAUCAAGGAGAACGCUCGCGUCGAGAAUAUCGAACUCUCAGAAAGUGAUGACGAUCAAUCGGAGGAAGAAGACAACAUUGUCAGUUUGCUCAACAUCAAAGGAGAAUCUAUUGACGCAUAUAACUAG